Molecule: messenger RNA, 3053 nt
Organism: Rhincodon typus (whale shark)
Lineage: Eukaryota; Metazoa; Chordata; Chondrichthyes; Orectolobiformes; Rhincodontidae
Gene: ubqln4
Product: ubiquilin 4
Exons: 10
Coding region: 13-1764 (583 amino acids)
Biological process (GO): ubiquitin-dependent protein catabolic process
Cellular component (GO): cytosol
Molecular function (GO): polyubiquitin modification-dependent protein binding
Source: RefSeq, a predicted model, not a curated record
AGAUCUUGUUGAAUGAUGGAAUAUUUGCAUGUCAUUUAUUCUAAUUUUUUUUCCCUCUCUCUCUUCUCCCUUCAGUUUAAAAAUGAAAUCUCCAAACGAUUCAAAGCUAAACAGGAGCAGUUGGUUCUCAUAUUUGCAGGGAAGAUACUGAAGGAUGGAGAUACACUCAACCAGCACGGCAUUAAAGACGGACUCACCGUGCAUCUUGUAAUAAAGACAGCUCAGAGGCUUCAGGAUCCCAGCACACAACCCUCUACGUCAUCCAGUGCCCCCAGCACCGAGGAGACCAGCACGAGACCGGAACCUCCCACAGGCACCGUCACCAGCACGAGCAGUGUGCCUAGCACUGCAACCCCAACAGGAACGUCUACCUCCUCCCCAUCUGUAUUAUCUGGUUUCGGUGGUAUCCCGGGCCUCGGGAGUCUGGGUAUGGGCUCAGCAAAUUUCAUGGAGCUGCAGCAGCAGAUGCAGCGGCAGCUAAUGUCGAACCCAGACAUGCUAGCACAGAUCAUGGAGAACCCUUUUGUACAGAACAUGAUGUCGAACCCGGACCUGAUGAGACAGAUGAUCAUGGCCAACCCGCAGAUGCAGCAGCUGAUGGAGAGGAACCCCGAGAUCAGCCACAUGUUGAACAAUCCCGAGCUUAUGAGACAGACGAUGGAGCUAGCCCGCAACCCAGCCAUGAUGCAGGAGAUGAUGAGGAAUCAGGAUCGGGCGCUCAGCAACCUCGAGAGCAUCCCCGGUGGCUACAAUGCCCUGCGACGCAUGUACACUGACAUUCAGGAGCCCAUGUUCAGCGCAGCCAGAGAACAGUUUGGCGGUAACCCGUUCACAGCAUUGGGAGGAGGCUCCGACAGCAACGCCCAACCGUCCCGAACUGAGAAUAGGGAGCCCUUACCGAAUCCCUGGGUCCCGACGUCACCAGCCUCCCCGGCUACCGGCUCAAGUAGUGAGGGAGGGAACAGCACAAACCAGACGACACAGCCUGUAUCGAACCCCUUCGGUAUUAACGCUGGAACCCUCGGGAACGGAAUGUUCAACAGCCCGGGGAUGCAGAGCCUAAUGCAACAGAUCUCAGAGAACCCACAGCUAAUACAGAACAUGCUGUCGGCGCCGUACAUGAGGAGCAUGAUGCAGUCCCUGUCCCAGAAUCCUGACCUCGCCUCACAGGUAAUCUUGAUGAAUAACCCCUUGUUUGCUGGCAACACACAGCUGCAGGAUCAACUCCGUCUCCAGAUGCCUGUCUUCUUGCAGCAGAUGCAGAAUCCUGAUGUGUUGUCGGUGAUGACCAACCCCCGGGCCAUGCAGGCUUUGCUCCAGAUCCAACAGGGUUUGCAGACGCUGCAGAACGAAGCACCAGGACUCCUGCCAGGAUUCAGUCCCGCUGCUCCUGGUUCCGUCGGCGGAGUGGGUGGGCUCGGAAGUCUUAGCAGUGGCUCGACGCCCACGACGACGGCGGCAUCGUCAGCGGCACCCACCACGCAGAGCACUGGGGGCAUCAACACCAGUCCGGAGAGCCCGGCAUCCGUGGGCCCUGGGGCUGGGGCCAGCAACCCACAGCAGCAGUUGAUGCAGCAGAUGUUACAGAUGUUAGCAGGGGCUAACACUCAAGUACAAAACCCUGAAGUGCGAUUUCAGCAGCAACUGGAGCAGCUCAGCGCGAUGGGUUUCAUUAACCGUGAGGCCAACCUUCAGGCACUCAUAGCCACUGGAGGUGACAUAAACGCUGCUAUCGAGAGACUUCUGGGCUCGCAGCCCUCUUAAACACGGGAGGAAGAGCCCCCCGCCUCUGGCGUUCCCACCAUUUUAUUUUAUUCUGCAGCGGGAGAGCAGGCUCCUCAGGAGGAUAGUAAACUGACAUUUUCAGUCAGUGAUACAAAACACGCACGGGGGAAAAAAAACAAACAGCUCGUUCGAAACUCAUCUCCACCCCUUUACAGUACGUAUCGUCCAGUGCUUUAAUUGAAAACAACACUGUUUGUCCUGUUGACUUGUAAAAAAAAAGGAAAAGACAUGCACACACACAGACAUACACACACUGACGCUGUACAGCAUUUGUUGGCCUGGUUUUCUCCCCCCACCCUGCCCGUCUCCCACUUUGCUUCUGUGUUCUGUAUUUGCUAUCAGAGCCUGGAUCCAGUGGUUUAAAAAAAAUCAAAAUGUGAACAUAGCAUAAAAAAAAAUUGCUAAUGGCUUGAGUCACUCUCCUCAUUUUAAAAGCCUUUGGCCCCACCUCACACUGCCCUCCCCCCAAUCCCCCUUUGCACCUUAAGCAGCUGCAUGCCUCCCUUGGGGGCAAAUCCCCCUCGUGUUCUGCAUUCUCCUGACCACGGAGCUCAGACUGUCAACGCUGGGUUUUCACUCUGUCGUCUGAGUUUGGUGGUGGGAUUGGUUUGUGCUUAUUUUCCAUCAGCACGGAUUUUUCUGCACCUCGUAGGGUUGGGAGGGGUGCUUAAUGCUCCCAGUUUGUCAAGAAAGGCUCUGGUUUGUAAUUUGGUCACUUCAUGUUUUUGUUCUAACAGUUCUGUGUUGCUUGUUGACCGAAGAGCAAGUUAACCCCGACUUGCACUACGGAUGCUCUGUAUCUUCUGUGACAUGCCUUUGUUCCUGAACCCUUGACCUUCUUAACCCAAAUCCUAACUUUGUCCUUGAUAUUUCCGAUUUGCCUGCCCUCCCCCACCCCCCAACCCGACAGUUUUUCCUUUUGGGGUAAGGGAACUGAUUUCCACGUUUCUACUCCCUCCUUUUGUUUGAAGGAAACACUUCCUGACAUCACCAGGUUCUGUACCCUCGUUCCCCUCCCGUGUUCUGGAUUUUUUUUUCCUCCCAUCCCUCUAUUUCUGCCCCCCCAGCCCAAACCAAGGGAAAUAGUUUCUUCCAAUCAAACCUAUCGAAGCCUUUAACCACCUUAGAUGCUUUGAUUAGAUCACCCUGUAUUCAAGGGAAUGGAAAUUGUUUUUGUGUAAAUACAGUAGCAUAGCCAGUUUUCAGAAGUGGUGAUCAUAUUUGAACACAGUAAGGAUCAUUAAAGGUAAUGUUGUGGAUGCAAAACA